GGACCCAACCAGUCCACGACAAAACGGCAGCAUUCGCUACAACUGGCUUUGCCCGCCUCAAAGCAACUCACAAAGUUUUACAAACUAACAACGUGUUACCACCGUCUACCUAAUCCCGUUUCCAACCUCAAAGAUGGCACAACCCAUCCAGAUGACCAACGAACAGUUAAAGGCACUGAUCGAAGCAGUCCGUAUCAGCGCCGCCGGAGCAGCAGCAGCCGCUGGAGGAGCUGAAAAUCCCAUCGCUACGGCAAAGGGCAGCUUCUCCGCCUGCCAGCACAAAUUUGGCGGAGCCCGCGACUACGAUGAGGUGGAAGAGUUCAUUACGAACAUAGUGACCUACAAGGAGCUAGAGAACAUCACUGACGAGAAUGCCCUCAAGGGGCUCUCGCUCCUUUUCUACGGACUGGCCUCUAUCUGGUGGCAGGGCGUUCGCAAGGAGGCAAACACCUGGAACGACGCCAUUGGGCUCAUCCGUGAGCACUUCUCGCCCACAAAGCCCGCCUACCAGGUCUACAUGGAGUUCUUCCAGACCAAGCAAGAAGAUCACGAUCCCAUUGAUACCUUUGUGGUGCACAAGCGGGCCCUUCUGGCCCAGCUUCCCAACGGACGCCACGACGAGGAGACCGAGCUGGAUCUGCUUUACGGGCUUCUCAACAUUAAAUACCGUAAGCACAUUGCCCGCACGUCCGUUCAGACCUUCAAGGAUCUGCUCGAGCAGGGCAGGGUCAUCGAGCACAAUAACCAGGAGGAUACGGAUCUUGCCAAUUCGAAGAACGUCCGAGGCAGCCGUCGCACCACCCGCUGUACAUACUGCAACUUCCGGGGUCAUACUUACGAGAACUGCCGCAAGCGUGCCCAGAAGCGGCAGGAGGAGAACAAUGAAGAAUAGACGACAUCAUCAAAAAUCUGGAGGGAGAGCAGCGAAAACCAAAUUACAUCAUCGGUGGCUCUCACUUCAAAAAACACUUCUCAGAACUUUUCGCGGCCACACCCGCCGUCAACGUCAGCGAGAGCCCAACUGGAGGAUGAGCGAGCAAGAUGAGGAACCAAAUCGACAGCAACAGCAACACCAAAAGUCACGGCAGCAACGUCUGCCGCAUCCGUCGAAGAUUCCACAACAAGACUGCAAACUUAAUCUCCACACACUCACUGGCGAAUGGCGUGCCGGUAAGCAGCGGUUAGCGUCUGCCCACAAAUCAAAUCCCACGCCGUUUCCGUCAAUAGCUUCCAGUGGAAACGGCUUCACCCAAAAUCACUUUCACGCCGCCAUGCGGCUAUCCUUGGCAAAGAACGCCAACAUUUGCGCUCACAAUUUUUAAAAUUGUAUUUUUGAAUUGAAUUUUACAAGAACAAGCAAUGUGCCCGAGAUCUGCUGACCAGGGGACGGUUGAGGAUCAAGGAUUUCGUCCAAAAGUUUGGAGCAUCUUGACGGCGGAGUGUGAAAUUUAUGGGACACAAGACGGAUCGUUUAUCCAAGGCGAAAGCUUAGGGUAAUCGCAUCUAUCUUUGCCUGCAAAUUUCCAUUUCUGCCGUUAGGACUCCGAAUGGAUGUUUCUUGAUCCCCAAUCGUCCCCAAGGUCCAGCAGUUCUCAAAACCGCCGCCUCCACUUUGUGCCGUUCAGCGGAAGGUCAACGAUUAAAAGGCAACUGAAUUUGAUAAUUUUUGCAUUCUAACCAAUGCUGAGAUCAUCCUGUUCGUUGCCGUAAUACUGUCGUUGAGUUUUCCGACUGAUUCUGGUCCUUUUUGAAGGCAGCAAAAAACCCCCCGUCCGGUGAUCGCCCUCUUAGAUCCUUUUGCACGUGACAUUGACAGCCCCAAAGGGCUGGAACAUCCAUUUUCAUGUUUGGGGCCUCGGUCUUGAACUGUUUUUGGGGGUUCGGAACCCUUUGAAAUGUCUCUGGUGCGAGUGGAGCUACAGGGGGCGUGAACUGGGCAAAAACUAAAUUUCCUACGGAAAUUUAAAAACCAACCAACCAAUUUUUGACUUUGUCAAAAUAUUUCGAAACACACGGCACUACGAUGGCUCCCGAAACGCCAUCCGUGCGGUUGGCACGUCAAAUUGUCCCAUUCGGGAUCACGGGUGUUGGGCUGUACUCAUUUUCACCCCUGCGAUCCCGCGACAAGCUUGAGGCACGCCAAAAACCAUCACAAACCAACACAACUACAACGGGCUGGUCGUCGUCGAGGUCGAGCCCCUCCAGCCGACAGCGACUCACCCGCCCCUUUGUUAAAUUUGGCCUUCUGCGCAGAACAAAUAGGCGCGAGUGUCAUCAAUCUGUCUAUUCGAAGCUACAUACAUUGAAGAAUGGUGGCCCUGGCUGAACUUGCGAUGUGCGCCAUCAACUGGAGCUUUGGCCACAAGCACCCCACAAGUUUGGCCCGCAUACUCCACUGAAAAGAAAAAAAAAAUGUGGGGGCCUAUGAGUGACCUCAGAAGGCUGGAUUAGACAAAACAAACAAUUUAAACAAGACUGAAUCCAAAUAAAACCAUCAACUCAAAACCUAAAA
This is a messenger RNA of Drosophila bipectinata, 2512 nucleotides long. It is a transcript of the gene Arc1, whose product is annotated as Activity-regulated cytoskeleton associated protein 1. The record is from RefSeq and is a predicted model, not a curated record. NCBI's taxonomy places the organism in Eukaryota, Metazoa, Arthropoda, Insecta, Diptera, Drosophilidae.